Sipha flava (yellow sugarcane aphid) is the source of this 874-nucleotide messenger RNA. RefSeq names its product NAD-dependent protein deacetylase HST1-like. The transcript has 4 exons. The record is from RefSeq and is a predicted model, not a curated record. The coding region runs from base 200 to 874 and encodes 224 amino acids. NCBI's taxonomy places the organism in Eukaryota, Metazoa, Arthropoda, Insecta, Hemiptera, Aphididae.
AUGUUCACGGAGUAAAAUAAAAAAAUCCAGUUCUAUAAAACAAUGUAGUAUAAAAGAAAAACAGAAAGCUUCAUCCAAAAGUACUUUAGAAAAUUAUUCAUCCGACCGUUCAUCUAGAAAGAGCAUUCCUGAAAGUGAAAAUUCUCAUUCAACAUCAAAUCUUCCAGUUGCACCUACUGAAGUAACACAUUAUUGUUAUAUGUGCGAUGCCAUUGGUGGCAUAGACGAUAUAAUUGUCUGUCCAACAUGUUUUAUUAAAGUUCAUAAAGAAUGUUUAAUUAUUACUGAGCCUAUGUGGAAGUUUAAACUUGAUUCAUGUUCCUGGCUCUGUAAAUUUUGUAGACCAUUACACUGUGUCGAAUGUCUUGAAAGUAAAAUGGACUCAAAAUUUAUAAGUUGCGUAACAUGUAAAGUUGGCUUACAUAUUAGUUGCAUUGAUUUUUGUGGUACUGAACCUUUAGAAACUAUAACUAAUAACUUGUUCGUGUGUAAACCUUGUUUGACAUUGGCUACAAACAGAUUGCCAGAAGAAGAAGAAGAAGAAGAAGAAGAUGAUGAAGAAGAAGAAGAAGAAGAAGAAGAAGAUGAAGAAAAAGAAGAAGAAGAAGAAAAUGAAAGAGUUGUGGAUGAAAGUGAAGAAAAGAAGUAUAAAAAAAAAGUAAAGAAAGAAAGUGACGAAAAAAUAGAUAAUGAUAACAACAGUAUUAAUUCAGUUGAAUCUGAUAAUUCAUCUAUAAACUAUGAAAAAGAGUUUACUGAAGUUCCAAGUACAAUUAUUCCAGAUGUAACUAGAUGGGAUAAAUACCAAAUAUAUGAAUAUUUAUCAGAUCGUGUACCUAAUGAAGUACUUGCUAAAUUAAUAAAACAUGUAUGA